AUGCUGGCAUUUGCAGCUGUUGUGUUGUUGAGCCUUUCAGGGUUGGUGGUGAGCGAGAAGGAGAAAGCCAAGGGGCCGAAAGUCACAGACAUGGUAUAUUUUGACAUAACAAUAGGAGGAAAAGAAGCAGGAAGAAUAGAGAUUGCCUUGUUUGGAAAAACUGUUCCAAAAACAGUAGCAAAUUUCAAGAGCUUAUGUGUUGGCGAUCAUAAUGAUGAAGGAACUCCAUUAACAUAUAAAGGCAGCAAGUUUCACCGAGUUAUUAAAGACUUCAUGCUUCAGGGUGGUGAUUUUACUAGAGGAGAUGGCACUGGAGGCAAGAGUAUUUAUGGAGACAAAUUUAAGGAUGAAAACUUCAAGCUGAAGCACUAUGGCGCUGGCUGGCUGUCAAUGGCUAAUGCUGGGAAGGACACCAAUGGAUCACAGUUCUUUAUUACUGUUAAGAAAACUGAGUGGCUAGAUGGUCGUCAUGUAGUCUUUGGAAAAGUUGUCAAGGGCAUGAGGGUUGUGCGAAAAAUUGAAUCAGUGCAGACAGACGGCAGAGAUAAACCCAAGGAUGAUGUCGUUAUUGCAGACUGUGGUGUUCUAGAAGUGACAGAGCCAUUUACUGUAGAGAAAGAUGAUGCUAAGGAAUAA
This is a messenger RNA of Candidula unifasciata, 636 nucleotides long. The record is from the annotation of a GenBank genome assembly. NCBI's taxonomy places the organism in Eukaryota, Metazoa, Mollusca, Gastropoda, Stylommatophora, Geomitridae.